Messenger RNA from Trichoderma atroviride IMI 206040, 1151 nucleotides. RefSeq lists its product as uncharacterized. Lineage: Eukaryota; Fungi; Ascomycota; Sordariomycetes; Hypocreales; Hypocreaceae. Gene Ontology annotation, biological process: chromatin remodeling. The record is from RefSeq and is a predicted model, not a curated record. Gene Ontology annotation, molecular function: nucleosome binding. Gene Ontology annotation, cellular component: Swr1 complex.
CUUCCAUUGCCAGUCUUUGGAAGCUUAUCACAUAAUUUCCAAUGUCCCUUUGUUGACUCUUCGGCGUCCACCUACAACCCACACGGCCAAGCUCACGCGACCGAUUUCGCAAGGAACCAUGAACAACUUCGGGGUCAUCGAACUCGCCAGUGCCAAAACCACGUCGGCUCCCGGAUGGGCCUACGUUCCUGACACUGGCAUACUCCCCGGAUCCAACGCCUUGCAGCCAGCGAACCGGAAACGAGCUCGCAAUGCGCCCGCGGGCGUGACGGUUGGCGACUUGACGGCGCGGCAAGAAGCCAAGAUUCGGAAGGAGAUUGAGGCGCUGGAGCGAGAUGGUGGAAAGGAUAUUGCGAUACCGAUACCCGCAAAGAGCGGCAAAGCUCCUGGAAAGCAUACACCAAAUGUACGAAAGAUCCUACAGUCACAAAAGACAUUCUCGAAUCACCUAGACGACUUUCUGGCGAUACAAGCGCAGGUCGAGGGCGGCCCGGCUGCUGCGGGUAACAACCGACCAAGCAACGCGAGCUCCAAGCGACCAGCAAACAAACGAGAUGCCACCGCCGCGUCUACACCCACCGGAAGCGCCAAGCCGACGCCAGGCCUACAGGAAGAGGACAUUACAAUGGCAGACGCAGAUCUUCCCCCGGUAUUGGUCGGGCAGUAUGGACCACCCCCAGCGGCGCAUCCGGGCGACAACGAUCCAUUGCUGGCAUCUCGCGUGCCUGAUCUGCCGUCAGACGAAGAGCUGAGGAAGCUGCUUGCCCACCCACCGCUGACAUAUUAUGAGACUAGAGGCAAGUGGGAGGACAACUACCCUACGCGAGUGUUCUGCGAGGUGUGCGGAUAUUGGGGACGGGUGCGGUGCAUGAAGUGCGGGACCAGGGUUUGCGCGCUGGACUGUCUGGAGACGCAUAGAGAGGAAUGUGUCACAAGAUACGGGCUGUGAGAUACUCUCUCUGCAGCUGAUAUGGUAUUCGAGUUGGAAGAUUGAAAGGGGUGGAUACUGUCUACCUGCUAUGGUAGGGUUAAGGAACGAGGCAACGGCUUUGAGGUUGCAUUCCACGGCGUUUGGACGGAGUUGUUGGAUUUGGAGCGGCACUGAUACUGAUACCCAGUCUUUUGGAAUGCGAAUUCAUACAAAUUAAACG